AUGUUUUUUAAGCCACCGAGUUGCUGCUUGGGCCCAGCAGCAGCAGCAGCAGCAGCAGCAGCAAACUUCACAAAGCCUAGAGGGGCCCCCAGGUGCCAUUCUCUUGGCUCUGAGGGUUUCCGCCUGCUGCUCUUUCCGUUUUCGCCCAAACUGCAGCAGCAGCAGCAGAAACAGCAGCAAACAGCACUAGCAGCAGCAGCAACAGUUCUUAAAGUAGCAGCAGCAGCAACAGUGUUUACAACAGCAGCAGCAUCUACAGCAGCAACAGUAACUGCAGCAGCAGCAGCAAUACCUACAGCAGCAGCAGCACAACAGCAACACUAUCUACAGCAGCAGCAGCAGCAACAACAGCAAUAUCUAGAGCAGCAGCAGCAACAACAGCAGCACGUAGAGCAGCAGCAGCAGCAGCAGCAGCAGCAGCAGCAGCAGCAGCAACUUGUUUCUUUGGGUAUUACCUCAAUUCUUUCGUAA
Eimeria necatrix is the source of this 471-nucleotide messenger RNA. RefSeq lists its product as hypothetical. The record is from RefSeq and is a predicted model, not a curated record. Lineage: Eukaryota; Apicomplexa; Conoidasida; Eucoccidiorida; Eimeriidae. The transcript has 2 exons. The coding region runs from base 1 to 471 and encodes 156 amino acids.